AUGGUACCCCUAAAUACACCAAAGCCUUCUUCUUCUUCUUCUUCAACCAAACCAAAACGCAAAAGGUCCCGGUUUGGUUGCAACAAUUGCAAGAAAAUGAAAAUUAAAUGUGAUGAAAUAAAACCGCAAUGUACCAAUUGUCAAAAAUCAAAAAAGCACUUCAAUAAAUGCGAUUACUCCAUCAAGCUAUCCUGGGGUGGUAGGCCUUAUAAGAACGAAACCAGAAAGAAAGCAAUGCGGAAUUGUGGGUUUCCUUGCCCUGAAAAUUCACUAAAGGAAACCGCUUCCCAUAAACCAUCAUCAUUAUCAUUUAACUUUGAAACCAUUUCUCCAAAGAAAAGAACAACCGCCCAAGCAAAAGCUAAGGUGCAGAUUCUGCCCGUCAAAUAUGUAUUCGUCAGUGAAAAUGAGGGGAUUUAUGAAGAAUAUCAUGGGGGUGUAGGAAGCAGUUCCAACCCAGUGGCCCUGAAAAGAUACAUUCUGGUAUCCACAAAAUGUAAAAAGAUUCCCACGGUUAAUCCUAAACUACACCAGUCUGUUUCUGGUUAUUUUGAGUGUUUUCCAACUUCUCUUGACCUUGGUUCAUUGGAUGAUGAUGAUGAUAAUAAUAAUGAUGAUGGGGAUUCUAUUGAUCUUGAACAACCACUUUCUAAGCGGAGCCGUUUCAGCCUUAACAAUCCGUAUGAUGAGUUUCCUAUCAUCCCUACAGAUUCGGAAUCUUCUUUGAUGAGUAAUCGUAGUGUCACCCAGUCUUGUAAUGGCUCCAUCAAGACCAGCAGGACAAGUGUUGAUAUAGGAUUUUCCAGCAAAUUUUCCACCGCUCAGCAUCUCACAAAUGAAAAUUUGGACUCUUAUAGAAUAAUCAGGACCCAUACACAACAUCCCGAUCUGUGUGAUACCUCCAACCAUGGGUCUGAUUCAGUAAUUGAUGAUGCUUUCCGGUACGAUUACUCUAAUUUUGCCGAAAUAUUGGCUAAAGCGGAGCAGUAUGAAGAGAAUUCCACGAAAAAUUGUUCGUUUUCUUAUCAUCAUCAUCAACACGACAUUAUUAUCAGCGAGCCAUAUCAUGAUAACUCGAACAGCUGCCAAAUUGUAUCGAAUAAUAACGAUACCCAGAAACCAAAUCAGACCUCAAAUUCCCAGCAAUCAAUAACUGCAUGCAAUUCGCAAUUUGAUUCUUUCUUGCUGUACAACGCGAUGAAUAUUGACUUACAGGAUCAUUCCACUUACGAAAUCAUCAAGCCAGGCCUCAAGUCCCUCAUCACAAUGUUUCUAUGGAAAGUUGGUGCCACAUUACCACAGUUUUCUGAAUCAACUAUAGGAAGUUUGGUCAACCAAUUACUUUUUCCUAGUUAUAAAUUAGAACCAAGCACUGCAAGUCAAUUCAUGGCAAUUAAACAUGGCAAUAAGUUUAUGGGUGGGAAAAUUAGUAAUGAGAGUGCGGCUUACAACUUGAAAGAAAAGAAAACUAGCUUAAUGGGUAUUGAAAAUUUCUUUACUGAUUUGAACAUUGGUGAUUUCCUUAACCAUGAAUUAUUUGAUAUUAAUGAGCCGCAAUCAUCAAAUAUUUCAAUUCCAUUUACUGAAUCAGAUGAUUUCUUUUCGACUCUGUCGAAUUUCACUGGCGUUACUGGUGCCAAUGGUGGCAUAUUGAAUAAUAAUGCCUGUGCAUUAUCAAAGACUAGUGAUAAUAUUAUCGGUUAUUCUGAUUAUGUUGAUAUCUAUUCAUUUGCUCCAGUCGGUGUAAUGUUGCUUGAUUCUCGAAUAAAUGACGGUGACGAAAUGUAUCAGAAAGAUAUUUCCUCGGUUUAUGAUAACCCAAAUUCUGUGAUGCAUUAUUAUAUCCGGGCUAAUUUUGAGGUUUCCAUUGUUCCAUUACCAGACUUGCUAAGAAACGUCAAGUAUUACCGAGAAUUGUUCCAUUUUUAUAUAAAUUGUGCUACGGAUUGCAUGCUUAAUUGCAAUGACGAAUUUUAUGCUAAAUUAAACUUUGAUAAUUCUUCGUCGUGCUUGAUCGAAAAAAAUCCAUUCAAGUAUCAACUUCCUGCCAUUGCCUUUGAAAACCAGGGGAUAUUGAGCAUGUUACUUGCGAUUUCUGCGGCUUUGCUUCAAUUCAAGCGUAACUGUUCAAAUUUAAAUCUUGGGGAACUAGAUCAGCUGCACGCCAGUGCUAGAACGUUGGCAAAUUUGGGUAUCGCAAAUAAUUCAAUAUCCAAGUACAAUUAUCAUAAACCAAUAAUCCAAAACUUGGUGUCUCGUGCAUUUUUAGAAUUGACGCUGAACUUAUCUCUGAAUGAGAGCCAUCAAGAGAGUAUGGUGAUUAUUUAUUUAGUUACUUAUCUUGAAAAAAUCACCUGCAAAGAAUUGCACUGGAAAUUGCUUGAUUAUGAUCUUGAUUUGGUAUUUACGGCCAUGGAGUUUAAUUUGGAAAUUCUUACUGCUGACUUACAGGAUGUUGUUGUGAAUUAUAUUGGUUGUUCAAGUUCCAGUGGCCAGCUUGAUCAUUUCUUGGAAUUUUUGAUAACUUGGUUUUCUACAUUGACAGUUGUUUCAGGAUGCAUGUUCAAAGUCACUAAUGUUAGCCGUGAAGCGAUUUAUAAAGAAGAUUCUUUGAUUUUGAAACCAGAUAUGUUUGGUGGUGAUUAUUGUGUUGAGUCCCUGACCUCAAAUAUGAAUAUGGUGGGUCUUGAUGUCUCACUCGUUGGAGAAUUACUCAAGAUUAUGCAAUUAUCUAAAGAGAAGCUACAGUUGGUCAAUAAGUUCCGUGCCUCCCGGUAUAAAAGCUCGUUGAAACUUCUGGAUAUUUUCAAUAUGAACUCUGGGUUGAUUGCUGAAGCGUUAGUCUUGAACAAAAAGGCAGUUUCCAAACUCAACAAUGUGCUAUCCAAAUUAGAUGGCGAAAUUUUGAAGAAAAAGCAAAAUCUUGUUCCAAAUGGCGAUAAUCUGAAAAUUAAUGAUUCAAUUGCCUGUUUGGAAGUAUUGAAAUCCACCAAUAAGCUUCAUGUGUAUUCUGCUUUAUUGAUCUUGUAUCGCCGAGUAAUCAUGAUUCCGCGAGAUUCGGAAAUUGCUCAGAAAUUUAGCACAGAAAUCUUGAACUUAUCAUUUGAGUUACCUAAAAAACUUGAUUUCAUCUCUUCAUCUUCCUCUUCGUUGAAUAAUUCUGUUGCCACAAUGUUUAAUAGUUGUCUUAAUUUUGCUAUUGUUUGCGGAGCGGUGGAUACCUUGAAUUAUGAUUUCAAGCGACAAGCUAUGUUGAAAAUAUUUGAACUUAGCAAAGGAACUUUCAAUUUGAACUCGUUCUUAGCUUUUGAAAUUAUUCAAGAAAAUUGUGAAAAUGGAAUGCCAUUAUCAGAGAUCAUAUGGAACAGGAACUUUUUGGCGUUUCUUUCAUGA
Molecule: messenger RNA, 3393 nt
Organism: Saccharomycopsis crataegensis
Lineage: Eukaryota; Fungi; Ascomycota; Saccharomycetes; Ascoideales; Saccharomycopsidaceae
Product: Zn(II)2Cys6 transcription factor
Exons: 1
Coding region: 1-3393 (1130 amino acids)
Biological process (GO): positive regulation of transcription by RNA polymerase II
Cellular component (GO): nucleus
Molecular function (GO): zinc ion binding; DNA-binding transcription factor activity, RNA polymerase II-specific; transcription cis-regulatory region binding
Source: RefSeq, a predicted model, not a curated record